GUUCUUGUGAUGUGACGUCACGGCGCUCAUUGGGUGCCAUCAAUUCUUUCCCAGCUGUACGGGAUAAAACUGACAUUCCGUGGAGGAAACAGCAUGAGCAGGGUUUUUACUGAAAUAAUAUUGUAGGAAUUGUUUAUAAUUUGUCUUGUGUGUUUUCGCUGUACUACGGAUGACAUAUUGACAGCCUGGAUUGCGUUUAUUUAUUAUGAUGAUCCAGUAGUUGCGGUUUAGGAGUUUGAGAGGUUGAAGAGCGCUUUCAGAGGAACAGUGCUCCAUUAAAGAGCAGGUCAUUACGUGUGUGUGUGUGUGGGAGAAGAACCAAGCGAGCCGCCAUGAUCACGUCCACUCCUGAGACUUCAGGCGGCCGCCCAACGCGCUCCGGAAGACGCAGCGCCUCCGCCGCCGCCGGUUCUGCCGUGGCCGCCGGAGGCUCUCCGUCCUCGGUGAGUCCCACCCGCCUGAGCCGCCUGCAGGAGAAGGAGGACCUGCGGCAGCUCAACGACCGCCUCGCCAACUACAUCGAGCGCGUGCGCCAGCUCGAGAACGAGAAAUCGUCCAUGCGGCUCCUCCUGGAGGAAAAGGAGGAGACCACGACCAGGGAGCUGAAGAAUGUACGUCUGUUGUAUGAGACUGAGCUGGCCGACGCCAGGAAAACCCUGGAUAACACCGCGAAUGAGCGAGCCAGGCUCCAGAUAGAGUACAGCCAACUGUGUGAAGAUCAUCGCAAGCUUGUGACCAGAAAUAACAAGAAAGAGGCUGAGUUGAGCAAUGCAGUGGAGCGCUGGCGAAAUCUUGAAGCUGCGCUGAACUCCAAAGAGGCCGAUUAUGCUAAUUUACUAGCAGCUAAUCGCCGACUGGAAAAGGAUGUUUCAGAACUCACAACACAAGUGGAAAAUCUGGAUGCAGCCUUGCAGAAUGCCAAAGCUCAGGUUAAUUCCGAAAUGCUUCGUCGAGUCGACACGGAGAACCAGAUGCAGACCCUUCAUGAGCAGAUGGAGUUCCAGAAGCAGCUCAACGAACAGGAAGUGCGGGAGAUGCGAACUCGGUACGAGAGUCGUCUGGUGGAGGUGGACUCAGGAAGGCAGAAGGAGUUUGAGAGCAAGUUGGCAGAUGCCAUGCAGCAACUACGGCAAGAGCACGAAUCCCAGAUCCAGCAGUAUAAAGACGAUCUGGAGCGUACCUUUAAUGCUAAGUUGGAAAAUGCCAAGCAGGUGGCUUUGAAGAACAGUGAUUAUGCCACAUCCACCAGAGAAGAGCUGGAAGGAACCAGAAUAAAAGUGGAGUCCCAGUCUAAGCAGAUUAGCAGCCUACAGAAACAGAACCGUGAGCUGGAGGCCCGAGUGCAGGACCUGGAGCGAGCUCUGGACCGCGAGAGGCAGCUCAGCCAACAGCGGCUCUCCCAAAAGGAACAAGAGAUGGCGGACAUGAGACAGCAAAUGCAGGCACAGCUAGAAGAGUACCAGAGUCUGCUAGACAUCAAACUCAUGCUGGACAUGGAGAUCAAUGCCUACCGCAAGAUGCUGGAGGGAGAGGAGAAACGACUCAAUCUUUCCCCGAGUCCCUCUCAGCAUGCUCCUGUCUCCCGUACACAUGUUCAUGCCACACGCAAAGGCUGGGGGAAGAAACGGAAACACGAGGGUGGGACGGGUCUUUCUCCGAGCUACAAAGUGUCCCAGCAUGCGUCUGCUCGUGGCUGUUUGUCCAUCGACGAGAUAGAUCUUAAUGGAAACUUCAUAAGGCUCAAGAACAACUCUGAUUUGGAUCAACCAAUAGGAGGCUGGAUAGUGAGAAGAAGUCAACCAGGAGGUCCUGACAUCAUCUUUAAGAUCCCUGCAUCCUACAUUCUGGGUCCUGGACAAACACUGACGAUCUGGUCUGCAGGAGCUCGAGUUGAGCAGAAACCCCCAACCGAUCUGGUCCUGAGGAGUCCAAAGACAUGGGGAGCAGUGAGCGAUGUCCGGGUGUCUCUUCUCAAUCUGUACAGUGAAGAAACGGCAGAGCGCUGCGUGGUGCGCAUGCAGGGUCAUACAGAAGGAGAUUCCGAAGAGGAUCUGGACGAAGAGAGCAGUGGCGGGUCAGAGAUUCAUCUCCGUCGCCAGGUGAAAAGAAAGAAAAAGAAAUGCUGUGCUCUUUCCUGACCUGUCCCAGCACACUAGGGUUUUACACCAAAUCAGGAGGCCAGCUGUGCAGUGAUGUAACUGCCAUCAUCCCCUGACGUAUACGCUGGAGAGAGAUGUAGACACUCCACAUCUUUUUACACAAAUAGUUUCAUACAUUUAACCACCAUGUGUUGAAAAGUUUCUUGCAGCAAAAUGUUUCUUAUCCCAGGGCCCAAAACCAGAAAAGGGCCAUAAAGCCCUCGUCUCAUGCACAUGAACACGUUUAAUGAGGUAUAUUUGGGGGCAAAGACUAAAUUAAGACCAGCAUAUUGGGUUACAAGUUUUCCUUCCCUGGUCUUUUCAAUGUCUGUUCUUCGCUAUUUAUUGCGCCCUGGCAUGCCAUAUUGCCAUAUUUGUUUUGCACUUGCUGUACUUGCACAUAAUAUUUUAUUUAUGUUAAGCUGAUGAAUGGUUUGUAGCCAGAUGUGGUGAAAGUUUCCUGAGGAUUAACAUGGUAGACAGCUGUUAAACAUGUAGCAAUACUGAAUUAUGUUUUGAGGAAAAGAAUUUCCCCUAAUUUUCCUGUUAUUUAACAUAUUACUGUGAAACUUUCUUUCCUCACAUAAAUAACGGUUAUUAAUUUAUAUAAACACUCAUCAUUUAAUUACUGGCCCUAUGAAACCUUGAUUAUUACAAGGUGACCAAAUUAACUUUUUUUAAUUUAUGUUUUCCUGACAUUUGAAGUGGAACACGUCAAAACACCCAGAGACCUCAAGAUGAACUGAUUUAAUAUCAUUGUUGUUUAUUUAAGUUUAUUUCCCUGAAGUAUAGACUUUUUAUAUAUAUACAUUUAAUAAAGAAUAUGCUGUAA
Messenger RNA from Silurus meridionalis, 2970 nucleotides. RefSeq names its product lamin L3 (gene lmnl3). Bases 333 to 2138 code for a protein of 601 amino acids. The record is from RefSeq and is a predicted model, not a curated record. The transcript has 12 exons. Lineage: Eukaryota; Metazoa; Chordata; Actinopteri; Siluriformes; Siluridae.